AUGGCGUCCGGAAAUGACUGGUGGCGGGCGAUCCAAGAGUAUGACUUUAAUGAUGCAUACUUCAACAACGUUGGUUCCAGCAAUGACUGUGAAUUUGAUGUUGAUGAUGAUGAUGAUUGGAGUGAUUUGGAUUCCGAACAUGAAGAAGAGGCAGAGUUUAAUUUAGUGAAUCCUAUAGUUGGGGAGAUGUAUACGUAUAUGCAGCGACAUUAUGAUAAACAACCAAUGCGUGCUAGUACGUUGACCGGUAAGGCAUAUAUGGACGAGGUCACUGAUGGUAAUGCUAUGAACUGUUAUGAGAUGUUCCGCAUGACACCUGAAUUACUUUUACAUUUAGUGGAUGAGUUGGCUCAACAUGGUUACUUGAGGGACGGACGUGGUGAGGUGAAUGCCACUCAGGCCGUGGCCAUGUUAUUGUACGUACUUGGAUACAACACCCGCUUUAGAUGUGUUGCCGACAGGUUUCAGCACUCAACAGAAACCGUGUGCCGGCAUUUUCGUCAGACAUUGCGAGCUGUCCACCAUUACGCGAAGCAUUUAAUUAAACCUGAUCAGAAUGUCACAAGCCUCCCUGAACAUCUUCAAGUGAACAAGUACUGGCCAUGGUUUGAGAGAUGUAUUGGAGCAAUUGAUGGAACGCACGUGAGUGCCCGACCUCCUAAGAAUGAGACUCAAGCACACAGGGACCGUAAGAGCCAUAUAACAACUAAUGUGCUGUGUGUGUGUAACAUGGACAUGCAGUUCACAUUUAUCCAUGGUGGGUGGGAGGGCAGUGCAAAUGACUCAAGGGUUUUCGAGGAAGCGAUCAGCGACCAGAAACAUGGAUUCCCAUGGCCACCAACAGGGUCGUACUAUUUAGUGGAUUCGGGUCUACCAAUUGGCACCAGUUUUCUCCCCCCUCACAAGUCAACUAGGUACCAUGUGCAAGAAUUCAACUCAAGUGGUAGACGGAUAACAUCAAAGAAAGAAUUGUACAACUACAGGCAUUUGUCCUUACGGAUGGUUAUUGAGCGGUCCUUUGGAGUGCUAAAGGCCCGUUUCCCCAUUCUGAAUUUAAUGCCAAGUUAUAAGCCGAUUAAGCAGCGGUACGUGAUUAUUGUGUGCUGUGCUCUACACAAUUUCAUACGCAUAAACAAUCGGAGAGAUAAAUUGUUCAGAACAAUAGGAGAGAGUGAUGGCGAAGGUAGUGCGACCAAUGGUGAAGGCGGUGGAGAUGUUGGAGCAUCAACAAGCUCAGCAACCCAAAGGCAUGUACUAGAAAUGUCAAGUGCAUCAAAGAGAGCGAUGGCCCAAUUGAGGGACAAUAUCACUGACAUAAUGUGGAAUGAUUAUGUUGCUCGUGGAAAUGUGAGAUGA
This is a messenger RNA of Quercus lobata, 1356 nucleotides long. RefSeq lists its product as uncharacterized. The transcript has 3 exons. Lineage: Eukaryota; Viridiplantae; Streptophyta; Magnoliopsida; Fagales; Fagaceae. The coding region runs from base 1 to 1356 and encodes 451 amino acids. The record is from RefSeq and is a predicted model, not a curated record.